Messenger RNA from Elephantulus edwardii (Cape elephant shrew), 607 nucleotides. RefSeq names its product amino-terminal enhancer of split (gene TLE5). Gene Ontology annotation, molecular function: transcription corepressor activity; protein binding. Lineage: Eukaryota; Metazoa; Chordata; Mammalia; Macroscelidea; Macroscelididae. The record is from RefSeq and is a predicted model, not a curated record. Gene Ontology annotation, cellular component: nucleus; transcription regulator complex. Bases 5 to 598 code for a protein of 197 amino acids. Gene Ontology annotation, biological process: negative regulation of canonical Wnt signaling pathway; regulation of DNA-templated transcription. The transcript has 7 exons.
UGACAUGAUGUUUCCACAAAGCAGGCAUUCGGGCUCGUCGCACCUCCCCCAGCAACUCAAAUUCACCACCUCGGACUCGUGCGACCGCAUCAAAGACGAGUUUCAGCUGCUGCAGGCCCAGUACCAUAGCCUGAAACUCGAGUGUGACAAGCUGGCCAGUGAGAAGUCGGAGAUGCAGCGUCACUACGUGAUGUACUACGAGAUGUCGUACGGCUUGAACAUUGAGAUGCAUAAGCAGGCCGAAAUUGUCAAGAGGCUGAACGGCAUCUGCGCACAGGUCCUGCCCUACCUGUCCCAGGAGCACCAGCAGCAAGUCUUAGGGGCCAUCGAGCGGGCGAAACAGGUCACUGCUCCUGAGCUGAACUCCAUCAUCCGACAACAGCUCCAAGCCCACCAGCUGUCCCAGCUGCAGGCCCUGGCCCUGCCCCUGACCCCGCUGCCUGUGGGGCUGCAGCCGCCGUCGCUGCCAGCGGUCAGCGCGGGCACCGGGCUCCUGUCGCUGUCGGCGCUGGGCUCACAGGCCCACCUCUCCAAGGAAGACAAGAACGGGCAUGACGGGGACGCCCACCAGGAGGACGAGGGCGAGAAGUCCGAUUAGCGGCCGGGA